GUUCGUUCAGUCACUUGAACAGCAACACCAUGCAGAUCCAGGCUCUGUUCAAGAAGACCGGCGCUAGCGCCCCCGCCAAGAAGGGCACUGCCUCCACCAAGGUGGUCAAGCCCUCCAAGGCCGGCGGCAAGGCCACCCGCGGCUGGCUGGGCGGCCAGGGCGGCGCUGCCGACCUGGACAAGUGGUACGGCCCCGACCGCAAGCUGUUCCUGCCCAGCGGCCUGUACGACCGCUCGGAGAUCCCCGAGUACCUGAACGGCGAGCUGGCUGGCGACUACGGCUAUGACCCUCUGGGCCUGGGCAAGGACCCCGAGACCGUGGCCAAGUACCGCGAGAACGAGCUGCUGCACGCCCGCUGGGCCAUGCUUGCCGCUGCCGGUAUCCUGAUCCCCGAGGGCCUGCAGGCCAACGGUGCCAACAUCAAGGGUGGCACCUGGUUCGAGACCGGCGCUGAGAUGCUCAACGGCGGUACCCUGAACUACUUCGCCGUGCCUUGGGGCAUUGUGUCCAACCCCCUGCCCCUGUUCGCCGUCAUCGCCGUUGAGGUCGGCCUGAUGGGCGCCGUGGAGUUCUACCGCCGCAACGGCACCGGCCCCGCCGGCUACUCCCCGGGCAUUGGCAAGUUCGACUCGUCGGUCUUCGACGGCCUGGACCCCCUGUACCCCGGCGGCCCCUUCGACCCCCUGGGCCUGGCUGACGACCCCGAGGUCCUGCAGGAGCUGAAGGUCAAGGAGAUCAAGAACGGCCGCCUGGCCAUGGUCUCCGUGCUGGGCUUCGCCGUCCAGUCCUACGUGACCGGCGAGGGCCCCUACGCCAACUGGACCAAGCACGUGGCCGACCCCUUCGGCUACAACCUGCUGACCGUCCUGGGCGCCGAGGAGCGCACCCCCACCCUGUAAAUGCCUUUUCCAGCUACAGCCUGAGUCAUUGUGAUGAAAUGCGUAGAGGAGAGGAGCGGGGAGGAGUUGGCGGCGGCGGAGGUUGGGCGGCGGCAGCCUGCGGCUAGGGCUCCGCCCUGUUGUGCGGCGGGCGACUCGCGGCGGCGGCUGGGAACAUUCGUGCUGCGGUGCGCGUGUUGUGAGGCUUGCUGUCGAUUAAAUUGGGCGCGUGCCCCUGCAGGGACAUCCCGGGUGGUGUAGGUCUGCAGAGGGUACGGAUGGGUGGCGACGGUGCUUGGGCCGGAUUGAGGGUUGGGUAAAGGCCUGCGAAGCUUCAGUCGACGCGAUUGUGGUGAGGGGGCUGGUGGUGGAUCCCGCUUGUGGCGGUUAUGCCCGGGCGCCAGUUUUGAUACCGAGGGGGGACGUUGCACCGCUAGGGGCGUUAGCACGUGCCGGCGGGCAAUUCCUCUUUUUGUCUUUGAUGACGAGGAUGUGAGUGGUGAAUGCUUCUCCAUGCUUGCGCAUCGCAUGCGCCAGCAUAUAGAUAGAUAAAAAGUUGCACGACUGCGAGCGGUGGCGCAGCCCGUGCAAUUGAGUAACGGUGCUGGCACAUGGAAAGUGUCCAUAUGUUCUUUGAUUGCCGCGUGACCCCGCCACCGGUGAUUCUUGCAAGCGCCUUAUCCGGGCGCACAUUCUGUAAUUUCUGAGCCAG
Molecule: messenger RNA, 1590 nt
Organism: Chlamydomonas reinhardtii
Lineage: Eukaryota; Viridiplantae; Chlorophyta; Chlorophyceae; Chlamydomonadales; Chlamydomonadaceae
Exons: 4
Coding region: 30-899 (289 amino acids)
Biological process (GO): photosynthesis, light harvesting in photosystem I; response to light stimulus
Cellular component (GO): plastoglobule; chloroplast thylakoid membrane
Source: RefSeq, a predicted model, not a curated record